This is a messenger RNA of Chaetura pelagica (chimney swift), 360 nucleotides long. RefSeq names its product CDC42 small effector 1 (gene CDC42SE1). Bases 1 to 360 code for a protein of 119 amino acids. Gene Ontology annotation, cellular component: plasma membrane. Gene Ontology annotation, biological process: regulation of Rho protein signal transduction. The record is from RefSeq and is a predicted model, not a curated record. NCBI's taxonomy places the organism in Eukaryota, Metazoa, Chordata, Aves, Apodiformes, Apodidae. The transcript is spliced from 3 exons. Gene Ontology annotation, molecular function: small GTPase binding.
AUGCAGCCCCUGGGUCGGCGGGAUGAGGAGCGGGAUGAGGAGCGGGAUGAGGAGCGGGAUGAGGAGCGGGAUGAGGAGCGGGAUGAGGAGCGGGAUGAGGAGCGGGAUGAGGAGCGGGAUGAGGAGCGGGAUGAGGAGCGGGAUGAGGAGCGGGAUGAGGAGCGGGAUGAGCAGGAGCGGGAUGAGAAGCGGGAUGAGGAGCCCCGGGAUGAGGAGCCCCGCGAGAACGGGCGCGCGAAGAAGAGGAGGAGACGGAUCGACCGCUCCAUGAUCGGGGAGCCCAUGAACUUCGUCCACCUGACGCACAUCGGCUCUGGCGACAUGGCCGCGGGCGAAGGGCUGCCCAUGGGGGACAACUGA